AUGCAGGACGAGUUCCAUCCGUUCAUAGAGGCCCUGAUGCCAUUUGUAAAGUCCUUUUCGUAUACUUGGUUCAAUUUACAAGCGGCCAAACGGAAAUAUUACAAGAAACACGAAAAACGGAUGAGUCUCGAGGAGGAACGCCAUACUAAAUAUGAAUUACAGAACGAAAAAGCAGAAGUGAAACAAAAAUGGGCAUCGCGGCUGCUGGGCAAGCUGCGGAAGGACAUAACACAAGACUGCCGGGAAGACUUUGUGCUGAGCAUCACGGGGAAGAGACCGGCUGUUUGUGUACUCUCCAAUCCAGACCAGAAGGGCAAGAUGAGGAGGAUAGAUUGUCUCAGGCAGGCCGAUAAAGUAUGGCGCUUAGACCUGGUAAUGGUAAUUUUAUUCAAGGCUAUCCCCUUGGAGAGUACAGAUGGGGAGCGGCUGGAGAAGCACCCAGAAUGCACGCAGCCAGGCCUCUGCGUGAACCCGUACCACAUCAACGUGUCUGUUCGGGAGCUGGACCUGUACCUUGCGAACUUUAUUAACAGCUAUGAUAUACUUAGCGGUUCUCUCUCACCUCACACUCCUAGAGACAAAGAGAACGAACACGAGGCUAAGAGCAAAGGCUAUAGUCACAAUCCAUACAACGGUGUAAUAUGCAACGAUAUUAUUUUAGCGACCGGUGUCUUCUCGUCCAAGGAGCUCUGGAAGUUGUCUAAAGCUUCUAUUCUCCAAGAGACUGGGUCGGAGUCGCCGAGCGGUUCAGGAGGUGGUAUUAAGCUGGAGUCAGGAUACUACUGCGGGUACAACAGUCCAGCGCCACCAGCCUUCGAGCCUCCUCCUGAAAGGGCUACACCAUCUGCCAUGCUUGUUGGACAGUGUUACAGUAUUCCCCACAGCUCGGCGGGUUUAAGCUCAGCUCAGAGCCCCCUCGUACCAUCGAACACCAUCUUCUACCAGCACGCACCACCACCCACGGACACGCAUCCCACCAGUGAGUGUGACGCAUCAGAAGCCUUGACUAGUCAGCACAACAGCGGGAAGUACGACAACGCGCCCCAAGACUCCCUCGGAGACUUUGUCACCUUCGUCUGCCAAGAUCCUUCAGACGUCCAACAGCUACAGGUUCACAGUUUAUCCCGAAGUCCAAAGCCUCCGUACUUUAGCAGCUCGAUGUUACCGCCUCCUCCGCUCCCACCGAUGGCCAGACCCGUGGCCAUCAUCAGGUCUACAGCGAGCGAGCUGGUGGGCGGGUCGGUGUCGGCGAGCGGCGGCGGCUCGCCCUCGUCGCCGGAGGUGCGCUCGCCGCCCGCGUCGCCGCGCCGCCGCAGCCCGCACUACCGCACCGACUGCCCCCCGCCCCUCACGCACUUCAACCACUUCCAUCCGCAGCAACAGGUAUUCAGCUACGCCAGUUCUCUAAGUGGCGUGGGGCUGGGAGGUGCGGGAGGAGGUGGCGCUGUGUUGGCGGGGGCGGGGGGAGUAUCACCACCUGGUGGUCUUGGCUUGUAUGCUCCCAGAGCACCACCAAGGGCAGCACCCAGAUGGAACGCACCAUUCCCUACUUUGGAAGAGGAGUUCAACAUUAUGACGGCGCCUCCCGGACCUGACCACGUCGUCCUAUUGGAUGAUGUCUACCAAUUCAACUCGACAGAGCGCUUCUUCCAAUCUUCCGUGAUAACCUCCGAGGCGACGGCGAUGGACACGACCGGGUCGAGCGUGGGGCCCGUCGUCGACCACACGGACGACAUCGCCCCGGAUAAACCGGCUCCGGACCUACGAUCACCGUGA
Arctia plantaginis is the source of this 1776-nucleotide messenger RNA. The record is from the annotation of a GenBank genome assembly. NCBI's taxonomy places the organism in Eukaryota, Metazoa, Arthropoda, Insecta, Lepidoptera, Erebidae.